Messenger RNA from Dermatophagoides farinae (American house dust mite), 1144 nucleotides. RefSeq lists its product as uncharacterized. The record is from RefSeq and is a predicted model, not a curated record. NCBI's taxonomy places the organism in Eukaryota, Metazoa, Arthropoda, Arachnida, Sarcoptiformes, Pyroglyphidae.
CUACAAAUGUCCAUGUUUCACUUGGAUUUAACUUAUUGUGACAUAAACACAGAAACCUAAUUGAAAAAAAAUGUUUAUCGAUAGAAAUUUGACCAAAACUUUGGUUAUAAACAUUUGGUUGAUAAGCUUUGUUUGUGCAACUCCAGUGUUAGAUCAAAAGGUCACCGAAGAAACGAUUCAGGAUGUAAAACCAGAAUUUUCCAAUGAAGAAUCACUACGACCGAAUCCAUUAAAUGAAUUUACGAAAAUUCUAUUCAAUCAUAAAACUGAAGAGAACCAACCGGAUAUUUCCGAAUCUGAACCUGAAUAUCGUCCCUCAUUUCGACCAAUGUUUGGAAUGCCAUUCAUGAAACCUAUGAGUGGUUGUUGUGGAGGCCUAAAUAGACGUCUUCCAAUGGUAGUUGAACGUGUUUUAAUCGUCAAACCUGUACCGAUUCCAAUCUUACUAAAUUUAUUGAUUCGUAAAGAAGGUAUUGAGCAAAGUGAAAGUAAAUUACCAAUUGCACCGGAAGCACAAUCGGAACCUGAUUAUUCAACAUCAGAUAUUCCAUUGGUCAAACAAGGAGCACCAGAACCGGAUUCAUCAGCACAACCACAGCCAAUUGAUGAACCGAUCAUUGAGGAUAAUUCAAUUGAUCAACAAAAAGAUCAGCCAAAUGCAUCUGUGGACCAAACUCAAGAAGAGACCAAAGUAGAUGAUCAAAAACAAGAACCAAAAAGUUCUGAAGUUGCAUACUCGGAUAAUGAUAGCUAUGAUGUUCAGAAAGGCUCGGAAGCUGUAGUUGCUGAAGAAACGAAAGUCGAUGAAUCAUCACCAUCCAUUGACAAAAAUGAAGAACAAAGUGAAAAUAAAGCCUAUAAUGAAGAGAACAAAACCAAUGAUAACGAUGAUGAUACAGCUAAAUAUGAGGACAAUGAAAAUUAUGAUAUAAAUGGCGAUGAAAACACUAUUAAUGAAUCACCAUCGUAUUAGGGAAAAAUGUAAUGAAAAAACAAUGGAUCGAGAAAAAAUGUUCAAUAUUUAAUUAAGAAAGACAUUCGAUUUUUCUAUCGAUUGUGUCAUUUCAAUCUAUGUUAAGUGAACCAGAAUAGAUAAUUUGAUUUUCGAGAGCGACAACUAAAUAAUAAAAGCAUUUGCAAAGAA